GACAUGGCGUCCUCUACAGCGCCCGGGAAACAGAGGAUUCCCAAAGUGGCCAAGGUGAAAAACAAAGCGCCAGCUGAGGUACAGCUAACUGCAGAGCAGCUCUUAAGAGAGGCUAAAGAGAGAGAACUCGAGCUCCUUCCACCCCCGCCUCAGCAGAGGAUCACAGAUGAAGAGGAGCUCAAUGAUUACAAACUUGGGAAGAGGAAGACUUUUGAAGACAACAUAAGAAAAAAUAGGACUGUGAUCAGUAAUUGGAUCAAAUACGCUCAGUGGGAAGAAAGUGUAAAGGAAAUCCAAAGGGCUCGGUCCAUAUACGAGCGUGCCUUGGAUGUAGACUAUCGGAAUGUUACACUCUGGCUGAAAUAUGCCGAGAUGGAAAUGAAGAACCGCCAGGUCAACCACGCCCGAAAUAUCUGGGACGGAGCCCUGACAGCUCUGCCCCGAGUCAGUCAGUUCUGGUACAAGUCCGCGUACAUGGAGGAGAUGUUGGGCAAUGUUGCCGGUGCCCGUCAAGUGUUUGAGCGCUGGAUGGAAUGGCGGCCUGAGGAGCAGGCCUGGCACUCCUACAUCAACUUCGAGCUGAGACACAAAGAGGUGGAGCGGGCCCGAACCCUUUACGAACGCUUUGUGCUCGUGCACCCUGCUGUGAAGAACUGGGUCAAGUAUGCCCGAUUCGAAGAGAAGCAUGCUCAUUUUGCCCAUGCGCGGAAAGUCUACAAGAGAGCAGUGGAGUUCUUUGGAGAGGAGCAUAUGGACGCACACCUGUACGCGGCCUUUGCUAAAUUUGAGGAAAAUCAGAAAGAAUUGGAAAGGGUACGAGUUAUCUACAAAUAUUCCCUGGAUAGAAUUUCAAAACAAGGGGCGCAAGAACUCUUGAAAAACUAUACCAUCUUUGAGAAGAAGUUUGGUGACCGUCGGGCUGUGGAAGAUAUCAUCGUGAGCAAACGGAGAUGCCAAUAUGAAGAAGAAGUGAAGGCUAAUCCGUACAAUUACGAUGCCUGGUUUGAUUACUUGCACCUGGAGGAAAGUGAGGCGGAGGCCGACACAGUGCGGGAAGUCUAUGAGAGGGCCAUUGCCAACGUGCCGCCCAUCCAGGAGAAGAGGCAUUGGAAGCGCUACAUCUAUCUCUGGAUCAACUAUGCGUUCUACGAAGAGCUGGAAGCCAAGGAUCCUGAGAGGACAAGGCAGGUCUAUCAAGCGUCUUUGGCACUAAUUCCUCACAAAAAGUUCACAUUUGCCAAAAUGUGGUUAUAUUAUGCCCAGUUUGAAAUACGACACAAAAAUCUGACACUGGCCAGAAGAGCUUUGGGGACUUCCAUAGGUAAAUGUCCAAAGAACAAGUUAUUCAAAGGGUAUAUAGAACUGGAACUACAGCUUCGAGAAUUUGACAGAUGCCCCAAGCCUUAUGAGAAGUUCUUGGAAUUUGGACCUGAAAAAUGUACCUCAUGGAUUAAGUUUGCAGAAUUAGAGACAAUCUCUCUAUAA
This is a messenger RNA of Peromyscus eremicus (cactus mouse), 1485 nucleotides long. RefSeq names its product crooked neck-like protein 1. Bases 4 to 1485 code for a protein of 493 amino acids. Gene Ontology annotation, cellular component: U2-type catalytic step 2 spliceosome; post-mRNA release spliceosomal complex; Prp19 complex. Gene Ontology annotation, molecular function: protein binding. Gene Ontology annotation, biological process: mRNA splicing, via spliceosome; spliceosomal complex assembly. NCBI's taxonomy places the organism in Eukaryota, Metazoa, Chordata, Mammalia, Rodentia, Cricetidae. The transcript has a single exon. The record is from RefSeq and is a predicted model, not a curated record.